Penicillium brasilianum is the source of this 1401-nucleotide messenger RNA. NCBI's taxonomy places the organism in Eukaryota, Fungi, Ascomycota, Eurotiomycetes, Eurotiales, Aspergillaceae. The record is from the annotation of a GenBank genome assembly.
AUGGAAAACUUCGAAAGGGAAUUCUACCCUUCCGCCGAGGACUGGCCCGGUGUUCAAGGACUGUCCGGUUACGACAAGGGAAAUUACAUAUCGGUCCUUUACUUCGCCUGGGCCUAUUUUCUAUCCGCUAGAUGGGUUGAGGCACUUAGUCGCUCUGCAGACCAUGAUUGUGAUCUAAGAUACAACGUGCAAGGGCCAAACAUUUCUCCGCCUUACAAUGAGCAAUCAACGAUCCAAAUUGACCUCGGCGAGGAUGCUUCUGCGGAAGAAGUCUUCUGGUGGCGCACCAUUUUGUGUUCUAACGACGGCUGGGAUGCGAGCACCAAGUACAAUGGCCUUGUUUGUUUGUCGCCGUGGUCAUUAUCAGCAAAGCAUGCUGGCGUAAGCGUCACUCAGGUCUCUACUGGCGCUAGGCCAAAGCCACCAUCAUCCGUAACCGCUCUCGGAUACCUCUCCCGGUUUUGCGCGUACCAUCGCAUUUAUGCUCAGUGCUCAGUCGCCCUCGCUGGAGUACUCUACAUCCAAUUUCCACAGAGAGAGACAACGAUCUUGCUUCCAGUCCCAAAACAAAUCUGUCAACAGGAACGAAAGGACCUCAUCGGCGACCCUUCUGUUUCUAUCGCAGAUCUUAUCAACGACCUUGGCGAAUUGCUUCCUAGAUUCAUGACGCUCAGCUCUAAUAUCUGGGGUCUGCACUCUCUUCUGUCCAGCACCUUCUUCAAUCCAGACAUUGACUGUAACCUUGUCAGUGCCUGGUUAAACCCCGCGUUUGCUGUUCUUGAUUCGAUCACUUCUGGGAAAUCUUCAGUGGCCGUACUUUCAGCGAAUAGACAGCCUCGCUUGGGCAUACUUUGGCUUGGAAUGAUGGCUCUGGAUCUUCCAGCCUCUGCCUUGACCGGAACAACACAGACUUUCUUGACUUUAGGAAUCGGAAGCAGUCAUGGUAAAUCAAUCUGUCGUGAUGAUGAAUGCCGGCUUCUUUUCAUUACGGCUUGUGAAUACCAUGAACGGCCUCCAGUCUGGGUAUGGAAGCCCUUUGGAUUUACAAAGCUUUGCGACACUGAGCUUCCACUCCGAGAACAUGCUCAGUGUGCCAGUCAUUGUCUAGAGUACGAAUGCUGGGAAUGGAUUCUGACAAAAGACGGUUCAAUUCGAGAUUCUGGAAUAGAAUCUACCCUGCCUCCAGUCCAAAAAUCAAACUCCCCAGUCAAUGUCAACAAGCAUUCAGCUAGGCUUGAUGAUUAUGACUAUGAUUUCCAUUCCCAAGAGCUUUCGGAAGGAUACACACGUGGGAUAUUCUCAUGGCUAAGGUCGACAGGGUAUCCUCGCAACGAAAGACCCAUUUACAAACAUUCUUGGCUGGACUUGGAAAGCGCUGAUGAAGAAGAUGAUUCGGAAUAA